GAAAGCUAAGGAUAUAGGUCAUGAGAUAAUAGAAUUUCAUUCUAAAGCGGAUGUGUAUGUAGUGUAUUCUAAUAUUACACACUGGACAUGCAAGUCACUAUAAAUUAAGCGGAGCUCAAGUUAAAGAAUCUAUUUCACGAAUAUGGCAGAAGAACGGUUAGAAGAAUUCUUCAAAGAAAUUAGUGAAGACCUACAACGGACUGUCAACUUCUGGUUAAAAUAUUCCCACGACGAAGAGUUCGGAGGGUUCUUUAACUGUCUCGGACCAUCAGGUAAUGUGUAUGACGAAGCAAAACAUGUUUGGCUGCAGUCCCGCCAGAUAUGGAUGUAUGCACGAUUAUACAACGAAGAGGAACAAUUCAGAAAACCAGAAAUACUCCAAGCUGCUGUUAGAGGCGCAGAGUUUCUACAGAAAAAUGCAAAAGAUCCGAAAACAAGCAAACUUUGCUUCAGUUUAACGCGAGACGGCAGACCAAUCAAAAUACAGCGAUCCAUCUUCUCAGAAUGUUUCUAUACAAUGGCAGUAUCAGAGUUGCACAGGACCACAAAAGAAGCGAAAUACAAAGAUGAAGCAAUUGAGAUGUUUGACAAAAUUAUCUACUGGGUAAGAGAAGACUCGACUGAUAUGAGACUCGGAUUAUCUCCCCUGCCAGGUGUCUCUGCAGUCAACUCAAUGGCUGUUCCCAUGAUGCUUCUAUGUGUCCUAGAUCAAAUGGAGACAAUGGACUCCUCAAUGUCAGAAAAAUACGCUGAUGUUGGGGAGUGGAGCUUGAAACAAGUUCUUGCUCAUAGACAAAGGGAAGGUACAAUAAUCUUAGAAAACGUCAGUCCUGCAGGAGGAGAACUUCCGGGUAGUGCUGGACGUCUCACCGUUCCUGGACAUGCCAUUGAAGCAGGAUGGUUCCUGUUGCAAUAUGCUGGUAAGAAAAACGACAAGAAGCUGAAGAAGACAGCAAUAGAUGAUUUUAUUGUCAGAAUGUUUGAAUAUGGCUGGGACACCGAACAUGGCGGACUCUUCUACUUUCUGGAUAUUGAUGGUUAUAGUCCAGUUCAGCUUGAAUGGAAUAUGAAACUUUGGUGGACCCACAACGAGUCUAUGAUUGCAUUCUUGAUGGCUUAUCAAAAGACAAAAGAUCUUAAGAUGCUUGAAAAGUUUGAGACACUUUUCGAUUACUGUUAUUCAAAGCACGUGGAUAAAGAGAAUGGUGAAUGGACAGGGUAUCUGAACAGAGACGGGAGUGUUUGCAUGGAUUUUAAAGGUGGUCCUUGGAAAGGCUGUUUCCACGUGCCACGUGCCCUCUUGAUGUGUAAACAGAUACUUCGAGAUAUUCUUAAGAAGUAGAACAAUUAUACGAAAAUUACAUACGUAUUACAGGCUAUACAUUUGUUUGUAUUCAUUUAUCGUCGGAUAGAAACGAUUGUUUUGACUUUGCAGUACAAGACACCGAAACAUGAUUCAAGACGAGUCGAAACAUUUGUGAAUAAUAUAACUCGCCAUAAAUAGAAUUCCCAAGGGCGUCGCAACUUUGCAGAUAUCUAGUAUAACUAUUGCAUACAUGCCAAUAUUUCUAACAAGAUACAUUUAUAUAUAGUAUGCUUUUUUAAAUAUAUAUAGUGGCAACGGCAAUUUGAUUACAUUAGAAUGGUUCAACACAUUUUUGUUUUGAAUCUACGUGGUAAAAACAGCUAACCUGCCAUUGUUAUUCUGCCAAUAUUUUUAAAAUUGCUGAAUUUAUUUAUUUUACGACUUCGACCCAUUGUGGAAAAAUGAAAAAAAAAGAAAAAACAUCACUUUAUAUUUAAGCGAUAUUUAACCACAAAUAGUAUUUACUCGUUUCCUAAAAGGAACACUUUUGUAUGUAUUUUUGUUACUUUUUUUGGCUAUUGAAUGAGAUAGUCAAAUGAAUAAGAAAUUAUACCAUUGUGUAAUUAAUCAAAAUUUUAACUUUGUACAAGACAUUUAUCUUAUUAAGAUGUCUUUCAUUACCUCAGUUUUUUUUACCAGUUAAAUUUUCCUUCUCAAAUGUUUUUGAACAAAGUGACAAUAUGUUGGAGUUUCGACCGACCAUCUUUAGAGAUGGCACGAUCCACUUGCCCGAAAUCAUUUUUGAUAAACUAAUUGUACAAAGGUUUCCAUUCAUUUAACAUUAUUCGAAUUAUGUCAAAGUUUUCCAAGGCUGAAUUUCUUGAAUCAAAAUUACAAAACAUUGAUUAUAUUUGUUCACAUGAUUAUUUUCUUUACCUCGACACUAACUCAACGGACAAAUGUCAAGUUAUGUCUUGUAAUUCAUUACUUUUUAUGCAUUCCCUAGUAAGUUUACGUCUUCUGUUCUACAAUAAUAUGAUUCCUCGACAUUUUUGUCUUUCGGUGUACUCUUAGGCAAGGUCCACAGAAAUGUUCCUUACAGUUCUUACAAAAACCAGUCGCCUCAAUGUAAACUUCAUUUCCGUAAUAACACGGAUCACAGUGAAGUUCGAAA
Mercenaria mercenaria is the source of this 2480-nucleotide messenger RNA. RefSeq names its product N-acylglucosamine 2-epimerase-like. Gene Ontology annotation, molecular function: N-acylglucosamine 2-epimerase activity. Gene Ontology annotation, biological process: N-acetylglucosamine metabolic process; carbohydrate metabolic process; N-acetylmannosamine metabolic process. Bases 143 to 1342 code for a protein of 399 amino acids. The record is from RefSeq and is a predicted model, not a curated record. NCBI's taxonomy places the organism in Eukaryota, Metazoa, Mollusca, Bivalvia, Venerida, Veneridae. The transcript is spliced from 11 exons.